AUGGGAAAUUCGUUGUAUCAGCCGUUGCAGGAAAGAGCAGAUGAUGAUCUACAGGCGGAGGAGCCCGGAUCCAAAUCUCCGAAUAGAAAUCUGGCCAUUUUACGAAUGUUGAAGAAAUACGCCCAAUUCAUAGGGCCUGGGUUGAUGGUGUCUGUCUCGUAUAUGGAUCCUGGUAAUUACAGUACUGCAGUGGCAGCGGGUUCUGCUCAUCGCUACAAGUUACUGUUUUCUGUGCUGGUAUCCAACUUCAUGGCAGCGUUUUGGCAAUGUCUGUGUGCCAGACUGGGAGCUGUCACCGGGUUGGAUUUGGCUCAGAAUUGCAGGAAGCAUCUGCCACACGGGCUCAAUGUGGCGCUGUAUAUCCUUGCGGAGACUGCCAUCAUAGCGACCGAUUUGGCCGAAGUGAUCGGAACGGCAAUCUCCCUGAAUAUUCUCUUUGGCCUGCCGCUGGCGCUCGGGGUGGUUCUUACCGUUGGGGACGUCCUGAUUGUGCUUAUGGCGUACAGAACCAACGGAUCUCUGAAGCUCGUAAGGUGUUUUGAGAUGUUUGUCGCUGCGCUAGUCGCAGCUACGGUCGUUUGCUUCACCAUCGAGCUCUUCUACGCCGAUUUGGGGAGCGCCAGAGAGGUGUUCAGCGGUUUUUUACCCAGUAGGGCAGCCAUCGAGGGAGACGGACUGUACUUGAGUUUGGCUAUCCUGGGUGCCACGGUUAUGCCGCAUUCGUUGUUCCUGGGAUCUGGCGUGGUGCAACCACGUCUGAGAGAUUUCGACAUGAAGAAUGGCUACUACGUCCCGGAUGAAGAUGACAUCGAUAACAAUCAUGAAAACUACAGGCCGUCCAUCGCGGCAAUCGAGUCCACUCUCAGCUACACGAUGGCAGAACUACUAAUUUCUCUCUUCACAGUGGCCUUGUUCGUCAAUUGCGCCAUCCUAAUCGUUUCCGGCGCCACCCUCUACGGGGCCACUGACACUACAGGCUCCGGCGAGGCAGACUUGUUCUCCAUCUACAACCUGCUGUCUCAGUCGCUGUCCAAGACCGCGGGCACCAUCUUCGUCCUGGCUCUGCUGUUCUCAGGCCAAAGCGCGGGGAUAGUAUGCACCCUGAGCGGGCAGAUGGUCAGCGAAGGGUUUCUAAACUGGACGAUCUCGCCAAGUAUCAGAAGAAGUGCCACAAGAGCCGUGGCUAUCACGCCAUGCUUAAUUCUCGUACUGGUUGCCGGAAGAAACGGGCUCAGUGGCGCACUGAACGCCUCCCAAGUGGUUCUCUCGCUCCUACUACCUUUCGUUUCGGCCCCGCUACUCUACUUCACCAGCAGCAGCAAGAUCAUGAGUGCCAGGAUAACGCCGGACAACGACAAUUACGAGCUGCAAGAUCUGAGCGAGGCAGAGCCCCAGAGGCCAGCUGAACACGAGCAAGAAGUCGUCCGCUACAAAGACAUGAGCAACGGCAUUGUCACAAAGGUCCUUGCCCUCCUCACAUGGCUUGUCAUCUCAGGCCUUAACUUCUACAUGUUGAUCAGCUUUUCCAGCGGCCAGGACGUCCAUCUAUAA
Molecule: messenger RNA, 1551 nt
Organism: Torulaspora globosa
Lineage: Eukaryota; Fungi; Ascomycota; Saccharomycetes; Saccharomycetales; Saccharomycetaceae
Gene: SMF2
Product: divalent metal ion transporter SMF2
Exons: 1
Coding region: 1-1551 (516 amino acids)
Biological process (GO): intracellular manganese ion homeostasis; iron ion transport
Cellular component (GO): plasma membrane
Molecular function (GO): manganese ion transmembrane transporter activity; cadmium ion transmembrane transporter activity
Source: RefSeq, a predicted model, not a curated record